Messenger RNA from Brassica napus (rape), 2637 nucleotides. Its product is annotated as chaperone protein dnaJ 8, chloroplastic-like. NCBI's taxonomy places the organism in Eukaryota, Viridiplantae, Streptophyta, Magnoliopsida, Brassicales, Brassicaceae. The record is from RefSeq and is a predicted model, not a curated record. The transcript has 3 exons. The coding region runs from base 2010 to 2402 and encodes 130 amino acids.
AAGCUAUUAGUAUCUCGGAUGAGGAUCAUGGUAAUCCUAUAUCUAGCGUAUAUUCAGAAAAUAAUUGUGUUCGUGGUCGUGCUGGAGGUCGUGGCCGUAACCAUAGGCGUGGCCGUGGUCGUGGUCGUGGCCGUGGUCGUGAUAAUCAUGAUCUUGGUGGUCCAAGUAGAAACAGUAGCGACAACCGGAGCUUAAGACAACGUUGUCCUGUUUUGGGAAGCCAGGUACAUACUACAUAAAUAAAAUUGAUAUCUACUUAUUGAUGAUUGAAACAUAUAAAACUUAGUGUGAUUAUUAUCUAUUAAAUUAGAUACUGGAAAUUAUAUAUAUAUCCAUAGAAAGUAGAUUUUGGUUUAUAGUAUUGCUAUGAACCACGAGUAUACCCACCAGAGAGAAAGAAACCAAAACCAUCCGCGAACCGCGAUGAUAGUAUAAGUUGAUUUAUUAUGAAAAUUCUUAAAAGUAUGUGUUGAUUAGAAAAAGAAAGUGUUGAUACAAAAUGUUGUCAGACGACAUUACAUGUUCAUGGUUAGAACUUCUACAUGGACGACGAUAUACACAAUUUAUAUUUCGUUUUUCUUUGUAGUAGAACUAGUUAUAUUUUGUUUUAACAUAUAUAUAAUUUAAUUGAGCAUCUAUUGGGAGUCAUAUGUUUUUGAGUCCCCUAAUUUACAUCUGGCGGGCUAUAUUUGGUACUUCUUUCUUACAGUUUUAUUUUCUCUUCUGGUUAUUGUAUUUAUGAUAAAUUCAUGACUACUGUAAAUGAGUCUUUAAACUAGUAUACUUAACUUGCAUGCCUGAGUUUACGUGAGCUACUUUGCACAGGCAAAUCCGCGCAUCCCGGGUCAACCAUCUUCGACAAACAAUAUGGUGCGUUACAAACUCAAAUCUCUUUUUUAACCAUGGAUGCAUGACCACAUAUUUAUGUAAUUCUAUAUAUAUUCUUGAUAAAUAACAAAACACACAUGAAAUCUAUAAUCUGUAUCAGUUAAACCAUAGUUUUUUUUGCUAAAAUUUGGUCAGUUAAACCAUAGUUUAUCUUUCUUUAUAGGUUAAUAAUGAUGUAGUCGAAGUUGUUAACUUGGAGAGUUAUACAGAUGAAGAUGGUGAGAACAAUAAACAAUACUAUUUGAUUUAUAAUUGGCAAAGUAUGUUCCGGUUGCUGCUGAAAGCCAAAGAAGCUGAUUUUUUUUUCUCGUUUUUGAACAUUUAGAUGCUUUAGUGUAUGGAGGCUUGGAAGAUUUACCAUGUUGGGAAAAUUCGCAACAGGUUUGUAAUAGCAAAUUAUAUAUAUAUACAUACAUAUUAAUAUUUUGUAUAAGAGAUUAAAUUUAAGAAUAAUGUGACAUUUUUUUCUUUUGGUUUUACAGAUGUAUGGUGACUGGCGUAAAUGGUGAUCUGAAUCAAGUUGGUGAAGUUAUCUUUUUGGGUAUUUAUCUGAAUGUAUUGACAGUGAGAUGUUUUUCAAUUGACUGCUGCGUUUUAAAGGUUACAAACUAUAUUAAUGAUUUGAGACAAAUAUUGAUACCCAUAGCUAAGGAUUUUUAAAAAAUAAUAUCAUAAAUUUGGACAGAAGGUUUGCAUUAUUUCCCUUAUGCAUAUGCGCUUGCAAAAAUUUCUAAACCAUAAUGUAGUAGGCAGAGUUGGGCCAGUUGGCUACUCAGAUCUUCCUCUUAUAGUGAUUCUGACAAAUUAGAAAGUACAAAAGAAUCAUUCGUUUGCCACUUUCUUACUAAACGACAGUAUUUUGCUUAUCUCUCUUUUGUCUUUUCCCAACUAUUCAAGAUCUUCACUAGCAAUAAAUAAUGAAUACAUUUACACACCCCAAGAGCUAAGGAAGACAAAAAUAUUCUUAAAUAAUCACGACGUCAGACUUUGAAUCGGAUAUCCAUUUGACCAUACCGUCUGGAUACUACAAAGAUUACGUUUCUGUGUAAAAGUCCAUCACAUGUUCUCAAAAAAAUAAAGUAGGAGAAAAAAAGAACUGAAUGGUUGGUUGGUAAAGAAAGAUGAUACGUAGCUUCCGGUUUAGAGCUCCGACGAACCAUCCCGGUUCCUCCAUCAAAACCGACCACAGCCACCGGUUAAUCAGGUUUCCAACGAAAUGCUCGUCACCAGAUCUCAGCCAUUACACGGUUCUUGGUUUGACUCCUUUUCCAUCUCAAGCCGAAGUCAAGCGAGCCUUCAAACGUCUCGCCCUUAAGUACCAUCCAGAUGUGCAAAAGGGACAGGAGAAGGAUUUCAAGGAGAUCAUAUCAGCUUACGAGUGUUUGAUGCAAAAGUUUGAGAGUCAAGAAGAAGAAGAAGUAGAGGAGAUUACAGAACUGGAUGCAACCGACGAGUGGGAAGAAUGGAUGGGAUUCGAAGGUGGGAUACCAUCAAGCGUGUACACUUCUUUUUAGAGAAAAUACCAACGUGUACUUGUUACACCAAAUAGAGGUAGAGUCAUAUUAACCAAGAUUUUGAACUGUCACCGGAGAAAAGAUAUAAUAUGAAAUUGAAAUGUCUGAACUUAAAAAAAAAACCAUUAGUAAUUUCUUAUGAUAAUAAAUUAUGGUGUAAACAUAAAAAUUACUUGUUAUGGUAAUUUUAAUUUUAUUUUAAAUUGGUUGAAUAAAUAUUAUGGUUUAUGCAUUA